AGUUUGUGUGUAUGUAAUUUUGUUUUUGCUCCGGUCAGUUCGGGUCUCGGUUCUCUGGGUCAGCAGCUCCGGUAACUCUGCCCCUGAUUCGGUUCUGUAACAGUUGACUCAGCUCCAGUAUCUCCUUCAUGGAGGACCCGUGAGGUUCGGCCCGGACCGGAGCAGAACUUUCUGCGGGGGUGACAUCACAGCGUGAUGCGUUCCGAUGGAGGAGGCGGAGCCAAGCCGCUACGUGACCCAGCUGAGGGCGGAGUUUGACAGCUGCGACUCCACGGCAACGGGUUUCCUGGACCGGGAGGAGCUGACCGAGCUGAGCAGGAAGCUGCAGCUGGACGCAUAUCUGCCACUGCUGCUGGACACGCUGCUUGGGGAGCGGCCCCACGGCAGGGUGAACUUUGAGGAGUUUAAGAACGGCUUGGUGGUGGUUCUGUCCCACUCUCUGGACUUCAGCACCUCAGAGGAUGACAGCAGCUACCUGGUGCCAGCCAUCCCUCAGGAGGUGAAGCCAAAGUUUGUAAAGGGAGCAAAGCGUUAUGGCCGCCGCUCUCGACCCGAAACCCAGUCCAGUACCAGCCUGGACUCGACCCCGACCAGAACCAAACCCAUGGACCUGAACUUGGACUCGUCCCCGCCUGGUGUCCACAGGGCCAAACUGAGACGGUCCACAUCUCUGGAGAGCGUGGAGAGCCUGAAAUCUGAUGAAGAGACAGGAAGCAGCAGGUUGGACCAGCAGCUCUUUCACAAUAAAGCAGAUCAGCAGCAGGACGCAGGAGGAAGAGCAGGAGGAUGUGAUGUGGCUGCAGUGUGUGAUCACCUGGACCUGCAGGAAGCUCUGCUCCAGCGAUUAGAUGCUAACCGAGAUGCUAACCUGGACGCUAACCGGGAUGGACGGGUUGCCAUCAGGAAGGUUCUGUGGAGCUCCACCCCCACGCUAAGCUCCACCCCCAUCCGGUCAGCUGACCUGCAGAGGGCGCCACUCUGGAACCAGCAGCUGGUACCGGACGGCUCGGCCCGCUCCCUGAUCACAGCCACUGUGGGCCCCAGGGUUCUGACCCGGCUGGACGACGGGUCUGGCGGCACCAGCCCGGAGCGCGUGGCGGCGCUGUGGGCCGAGGCGGGCAUCAGGAACAGCCAGCAGAUCCUGCAGAGCCUGGACUUCCCCCUGGAGGAGCGGCUCAGCCUAUCGGACCUGACCCUGGUUCUGGACAACGAGCUGCUGCUGAGCGCCAACUCUGUCCACCAGGCGGCGCUCAUCUCCUACAGGACCGAGAUCCAACAUCUGCAGGAGGCAUUGGAGCAGGCCAGCAGAGAGCGGGACAAGCUGAGGUCCGAUCUGGACCGGGCCGACCAGCAGAACCUGCAGCUUGUUCGGGAGGCGGACGACCGGCACGCCAGCAUGGAGGCGCUCAACCAGAACCGGAUCAGGGAUCUGGAGUCGGACUUCAGGCGCCGAGCUGCGGCGCUGCGGCUGCAGGCGGAGCAGGAGAACGAGGUGCUGCUGCAGCAGGGCGAGCGAGAGCGCAGCGCGCUGCGGCAGGAGCUGCAGCUGCUGCGGGGGAAGGAGGCGGAGCUUCAGGAGGAGCUGGAUGCCGCCGCACAGGAGAAGCUCCGCCUGCAGCAAGAGCUCAGCGCCUUGCAGUCCGCGCUGAGGGAAGCAGAUGGUUCUGUUCAGAGGCUGCAGACGGAUCUGGACCAGCUGCUGCUACACAAGCUCGGUGGUUUGGACCCGGCCGGCGCCGGUCUGAGCCAUGAGGAACGGUUCUGUGAGCUGCUCAGAGAGUCCCAGCGCCAGUGCAGGGAGCUGCAGGACAGAAACGACGAGCUGCUGGAGGCCCAGAGGAGCUGCAGGAGGUCCUCCAGGCCAUCAGGGGGCGCCGGCAGCCAGUGCGACGCAGCAGGCGACUCGGACAUGAGGAGCAUCCAGUCGGAGCUGGCGCUGCAGCAGCUCAAGGAGAGCCACCAGGAGGCGCUGCAGCAGCUGCACAUCCAGCUGGAGACGCAGAUGAACUACUACGAGCGACAGCUGGACAUGAUGAAGCAGAAUAUGGAGGUGGAGAGGAAGGACAUCUGCCAGGCCUUCAAGGUGGAGAUCAGUGAGCUGGAGGAGCAGAAGGUCCAGGUGGAGCAGCAGCUGAAGGAGGCGCUGACUCGCCUCCAGAACCAGCAGGGGGCUGGGCUUACCGCCGAGGAGCAGCGCAGGGCGCAGCGAGAGCGGGCCGAGCUGGAGCAGAACUACGCCAGAGAGAUCGGCAACCUGGUGCAGAAGCUGAGCGCCGAGAAGGAGCAGCUGGAGGCGGAGCUUAAGCUGCACACACAGCAGGAAGUGAUGCGCGUCAGGGAGGAGGAGGCGGCCCCACGGUUCGGCCAAUCACAGGCCAGCCUGGAGGGGGCGGAGCCAGUGGAGCCACAGGAAGUUCUGCUCCUCAGAAAUGGGUCGGACUCCCUAGACCGGAUCAGGAGCGUUGAGACGGCGCUGCAGGAAGUGCUGCAGGAAGAGCAGAACCGGACCUCACUGCUGCAGGAGGAGGUAACCCGGUUGGGCCAGGAGAACAGAACCUACAUGGUUCUGGUGGACCAGCUGUCCUCCCAGAUCGUGGAAAUGGAGGAGGAGCUGUGCUCCCUCAGCGCCCCCUCCAGAACCUCGGAGCGGAUCGACUUGCUGCAACGGGCCCUGCUGGACUCCCAGAACCAGCUGAGCAGAACCCAACAGAACUUUGAGACGGAGAAGAGGAGGCUGACCCGGCAGCUGGUGGAGCUGGAGGACCUGGUUCUGGAGCUGGAGGUCCGGACCGACUGGGAGGACCAGGCCGACCGGACCGGACCUCACAGGGCCCAGCUGGAGGCGGUCCGGUCGGAGAAUGCGGCUCUGCAGGAGAGGCUGAAGGUUCUGCAGCAGACAGUCCAGAACCUGGAGGAUGAGUCUGAGAAGAGGAGGAGGAGGCAGCAGGAGGUGGAGGAGGAGCGGGAGACAAGCAGAGAGGAGGAGGAGCAGCUCCACAGAGAGAACUCCCGGUACCGUGAGGAGGUUCUGGACCUGAGUGGCAGGAACCUGCAGCUCAGCAGCGACAACGGCAACCUUAGCUACCGUCUCCAUAGCGAGCAGGAGAUGGUCCGGAUGCUGCAGGAAUGCCUAGCAACCGUUACCAAGGAACAGGAAGAGGAGGGGGCUGCUGUGAGGCGGCUGGAGGCGGAGCUUAGCAAUGUGAAGGCGGAGCUUAGCAGGAUGAGGGCGGAGCUUCAGAUGGUGGCGGGGGAGAGGGAGGAGCUGCAGAAAGACCGGGAGCAGCAGAAACGCUACGCGCAGCAGCAGGCGCAGCAGCAGGCGCAGCAGCGUGUCGCCGCCCUGCAGGCGGAGGCCAAGCUGCUGGCCGCCACGCAGGAGAAGCUGGGCCACGCCCAGGAAGUGUCGGAGCUCCACAGGAAGCUGAGGGAGGCGCUCAGUAAGGUGGAGGAGCAGCAGGCAGAGGCCCAGAGGUUGAUGGAGGAGAAGGCGGAGCUCCAGCAGAACCUGCAGACCCACAGACUGACGGUCCAGAACCAGGAGCUGCAGCAGCAGAACCUGAACCAGGAGCAGCAGAACCUGAAGUCCAGAUUGGACCAGGCGGAGACGGCGCGGACACAGGCAGAGGAGCAGGCGCAGCGGGCGGAUGUGGCGCUAGGCGUGGCCAAGGCGCAGCAGCUGCGGCGGCUGCAGCAGCUGCAGGAGCAUGCGGGCGGCAGGCAGCAGCUGGAGCAGCUGCAGGCGGAGCUGCGGGCGGAGCGGGGGCGGAGCCAGCAGCGACAGGCGCAGCUGGAGCUGCAGCUGCAGCAGAGCAGAUCCCAGGCCAGCCUGAAGCAGGAACAGUUCAAUAGAGCGGAGGCGGCGCUGCAGCAGCGGGCCGCCGGCCUGGAGGCGCAGCUGCAGGCGCUGCGCAGCGUGCUGCAGGACAACGUGCAGCAGCUGAAGGAGCAGAUGGAGCGGAGCAACAAGACCAGCAGUGCACUGAAGGAGCUGCACCUGCAGAAUGUGCAGCUGCUGGCAGCGCUGCAGGUCACAGAGCUGCGGCAGAAACAGGCAGAGAAGAAGAACGACCAGCUGGAGGACAAGGUCACAGCGUUGGGGGCGCUGCUGAGGGAGGUGGUGGCCGCCGCCGUGACCUCCAGCUGACCUCUAGCUGGGAGCCGAUGACCUUCAGCAAGGAGGCAUCCAAUCAGAGCUGAGGAUCGUCCAAUCAGAGCUCACCUCCUGGCGUUUUUAGCUGCUCUGGUUCCAUUCAGACAUUUGAAGCUGAUUUUUCUCUAAAUGGAGGUUUUUUUUUUUUAUUUGUUUUUUUUUUCUUCAGA
Xiphophorus couchianus (Monterrey platyfish) is the source of this 4323-nucleotide messenger RNA. RefSeq names its product ninein-like (gene ninl). Gene Ontology annotation, biological process: microtubule anchoring at centrosome. Lineage: Eukaryota; Metazoa; Chordata; Actinopteri; Cyprinodontiformes; Poeciliidae. The transcript has 29 exons. Bases 206 to 4147 code for a protein of 1313 amino acids. The record is from RefSeq and is a predicted model, not a curated record. Gene Ontology annotation, cellular component: centrosome.